CCUGUGCGGCAUGCAGGGCUGCGCUACACAUUUCGGCAGGUGUCAGUCGCAGUCGCAUCGGCAGACUCUGCACGGGACUUGAUCGACACACGACCACCACGACUCGACUAGCGCACUUCGCGGAUAUCUGGCAGUGUUGGAAUAUCUUGCCACCAACGCUGCUAGACUUGACCAAGACUUUAGUUAGUACAAAAUGAACUAGCCAUACCAGUGUUGGCCCAGUUCCGUGUGCAGAGCUCGUAAUGACUAUGUCGUAUCGUGCAGGCCGACUUUAUUCAUUCAUGUGCAUCUUGUAAAUCUUGUCGCGUGUCCACCACUAGUGCACUGAACCUGCGAGCUGGCCGACCUUGUCCACGAAAUCAGCCGAGCUUCCUGCUCCUCCCCGAUAAAUCCAGGUCAAAGGCUCAAACUGUUGAGUGUUGUUACAUGCUUGGCGCAUUUCCUCUCGGCAACAAGCCCAUUUGUCCCGAUCUUCAGUUUGUGUGUUCCAUUUCUCCGGAUUGGUUUUGGACAUUCACAGCUAGUAUUCCUGCUCCCCGUCCCGGAUGAAACAGUCUUAUCUGGAACUAAGAUCAAAACUAAUCGACCAGGGAUAUACGAAUCGUUAUUGUAGGGAAACGAAAGGCAUUUUUCAACGGCCUCGUCGUUACAAAGUUAGUUUAGUUGCAAGAACAUCUGAGGCCGGUUGACUGGCAAGACGAGUCAAGUGUGUGUUGUUCUCUGCAGUUCAUAUCAGUGCCCUUGCUGCGCCACGACGGCCACUUGAAAACUGCAGAGGGAAGGUGUGUGUAUUAAUCUUAUUGCUAGCAGACCUGCUGUCCUACAUGUACUGUGUGUACUGCUGCUCACUGAUGCAGUGCCCAAGUGCGACACCUCAGCGAAGAGAGGUUUGACAAGCGCUAAAUUAAUGGGCACGAAUCUCUGGGCGAAGUAGUCGAGAAGAGCCCUAUCUGCCUCAGCCAGUGCAUCCAUUACAUCAAAUAAUUUGCAGCCGAGUGCUCUGCUGGAAAUGGAUGGAAAGAAGAUGCAAUCUCCGCCGGGAACUCCGGAACCUACAGGUUCCGUUCUGGACGCUCAGGCUACUUCUAGUACUAGUACUACUACUAGUUCCGGAGCACCGAACAGCGGCGCACCGAAACCCAAAUCCCAAUCUCCUGUGGAUCCGCCAAGAGUCCGGCACAACACGCACGAUGCAGCCAUGCAGGGUUUCGUGUUUGUCACAGCCGCUGAAAGAACGUUCCUGUCGACAAAACGUGUGUCCCGCGAGUAUGCCAUUCUGCGCAAGGCACGCACUACAACUGGCCUGGGAGCAGUGUUGGAGUUCUACCCGACCAGCGGUAACUUCAGCAGUCCAACCAAGGUGCUGAGUAUGUCCUCACUUCUGAAAGUCGAAAUCACUCAGGAGACACAUAGGAAACGAUACGGAUUUCAGGUCUGUGCUUUCGGGCAGCGCAUGGAGAUCAGCUGCAAAGUCAGCAAGGACCGAGACAAGUGGGUUGAGGCCAUUCGGCAACAGAUGAUUCUGUCAAGAGAGGAUAUCUCGCCCAGGAACGAACUGGAUGACCUGGAUGAGGAUGACGAGGAGGAGUGCGCAACGUAUGUUGAAAAUACGAGAGAUACGUUCACCUGCACCGCUGUGGACACACUUCUCUCCAAACGGCUUGGAAUCUCCGGCAAAGAGUGCACUCUCCAGCUGGGUGCGCAUGGUCUUAAAUUGAGUGGCUCUGCUGGCGAAAUGGAUCUAUGGGAGCUGGAGGAGCUGAUCCAUGUCGAGCAACAAACCGUGGAUAAGAUCGGCGACAUGCUGAUGUUCAUCCUGAAAUCGCACAACAAUGAACAAGCACACCCAGUGGAAGUUCUCCAAAUCAUACACAAAUCGGCAAACACGAUGCUCAGUAUAGUCAUGGUUCACCUCCAGGCGAAGGCCACGGAUUGGAAGGCCCUCACACUGCCAAAGCGCAGUCGGAGAAGCUCCAAACGGCGCGUAUCGACGGGCUCCAUAACAUCCAACGAUACAGAGUCCUUGAAAUCUCCGGUUGGCUCGAUAUUGGCCGCUGCAAAAGUUGAGAUUAUUGGGACAUCAUUUCCCAGCAAUGACGCGCUCUCUAGUAGAGCAUCGCUGCCUGCUGAAUUGGAUCCUAAGCAGAGAUUGAAGAUUGCCAAGUCACACUCACACGAUGUGUACCGGUCCACUUCCAGCCCCAUAGUCGAAGACCAAUUCCGGGCAUGCCUCGAGUCGAUUUCCGAUCCGGAAGGCACGUCCAUGCUAACAAUGGGAGAGAGUUACCACCUGAAAGCUGCUGCUGGCUCAUUAACACUCCUGGACUGCACUACAGACACACCGAUGAUGAUGUGGAGCCUCGCCGCCGACAUAACUGUCAGCUUGGACAAGCAAGAGUAUAUGACCGUACAUGAGAACCAGGAGAAUGGCAAUUCAUUUGUGUUUCAUUGUGACGAAGCCGAAAUGCUUAUUGAACAGCUCAACUCACCGCAGACUCAGUCUACAGCAGAUACACAAGAGCUGGAACCUGGAGACUCCACUCUGAUACCGGUCGACAUUAUACCAAGCGGCCGACAACCGGAAGACAGUAUCAAGGGACAUUGGCUGUGCCGCCUGACCGCUUCAAACCUGGAGCUGCUCGAUGUUGACAGCAUGGAGGUUGUGCACACGUGGGGAUACCAGGAAAUCGACCAGUACAUCUUUAACGUCGAUUCAGAGACAAUAGACGUUGUGAUGCUGUAUGACAAUGAGAGAUCUUUCCACAUAGCAUCGUCCAACAUCCUUCUCAUUGCAGAGAUGCUUGAUGAGCGUAGCAUGACGACACGCUAUGGGGAUGAAACUGAUGAGGAAGAGAGCGGGAGCUUGCUCAGUGGUGCUUUUCGCUUGAAAGACGCCGGAGAGACGCUGUCAAUUUUGCCAGCCGGCUCCGAAACAAAUGACCAUACUCACCUAUCAGUGGCUGGGGCAGGUGAGCGCCGGCAUAUGAAGAGUCCCAGAGCCAUCUCCGCGCCAAGAUUACAGGUUGUAGCAACUUCUCCCAAGCCGUUGAAAGGGACUGCUGAGGGCGUACGCGUUAGAGCUCACCGGUCUAAGUCAAUGGAGUUCUUGCUAGAUGAUUUCCCCCAAAACCCUCGGCCCCUGUCAGUAGCAUACGACACCGUCAUUGAACGAUCCGUUGACGAUAACGAGACUCCCUCGCCUACUGUCUUGGAAGGCAGGAGCAUUCCACACGACGAAAGCGAGGAAAGUGAAUAUGCCACGCCGCGAGGGAUUGUACGCAGGGGCCAGCAAUCUGCAGCAGACACCACCGGAGGUGACCACUCACAAUCGGACGCGAAGUUCACAAACGUUAGUCCUUAUGCAAUUUUCGACACGUACCCGGGCAUAGCUAAGGAUAUCAACGCCACACCGGCAACAUAUCAUGGUAAACCAGCUGCGCUUCCACCGCCGAAACAGGAUGCCAGUGGGUACACCGAGGCCAAGGAAGGGUGGGUACGUCGUAACAAGGACUCAGUUCUCUGCUCUGGCUACGUGGAAGCCAACUCUCCAUCCCCAGACAAGAUGGAGGAGAUGAAGGUGCUGCAAAGUGACUUACACGUGCUGAAUGAGCAGACAGAGCACACAUAUAUGUCUUUCACUGAUGGAAGACAGCCUGCUCCCCUACCACGCCCCGGUAGGUCGCCAACACCACCUCUUGUCACUGCCUGCUCCAGCACUUACGACAUUCCUUCUACCACAGCCAGCACUCAGGGCACUUCCAAUACCGGCACUUACGGCAGCUCUGCUAGUAGCACGUAUGGCAGCUCCGCCACGAGUACGAAUGACAGCACCACUGGUUCUGAUGAAACGUAUCAAGCCCACAUCAAACGUCACCAGGAUCCGGCUACCUGGCAGACAUCCGUCAACAUCUGCGGCCCAAGCCUUGCCGCCGCUUUUGCUUUCCCGGUGAAAGCUGCCCUCGCACCCGUUCCUACCAACAGAGCACAAUCCUUUAGUGGUGAACUGGAUGGGAGCAAAUCACCUAGGCCUAACGUUAAACCGAGAGAAGUUAAAUCCAAGCCGCACGUACCCACUCCGCCAACCAGUGCAGCGCUGCAACCUCCGACAUUGCCGACAUUGCCGAGAGGCAAGUCUAGACCUACGGCAACCGGCCUUAGCGGCGGAGACAGUGACCCGUCAGCUCAGCCAACUGUGAAAGACCGCACUGCUUCUGAUGCCACAAUGGAUAGGCCUCGUCCGAAGGAUCCUGCCGUCGUGGAAAGGCCCAAGCUGAAGGAUAGCACCGCACUUGAGAAACCCAAGUCUAAAGAUAGCACGACCGACAGACCCAAGCUGAAGGAUAGCGCCACAGUUGAGAAACCCAAGUCUAAAGAUAGCAUGACUGACAGACCCAAGCUGAAGGAUAGCGCCACAGUUGAGAAACCCAAGUCUAAAGAUAGCAUGACUGACAGACCCAAGCUGAAGGAUAGCGCCACAGUUGAGAAACCCAAGUCUAAAGAUAGCACGACUGACAGACUCAAGCUGAAGGAUAGCACUGCAGGUGAGAAACCCAAGUCUAAAGAUAGCACGACCGACAGACCCAAGCUGAAGGACCUGCCAGUUCCAGUGGAUAAGCCAAAGUCGAAAGAUAUAGCAGCGGAUAAAUCCAAGACCAAGGACACAUCGGCCGACAAAUCAAAAGGCAAGGCAAGCAAGUCAGCCAAGCCUCUCCCUCCUCCCCAUCAGCGACCAAGUGCUGAGCAACAGAAAGCCCUGGCCAAGCUAGCCACGGCGGCCGCUACUGCAGCACGCAAACCGCAGAAGUAGCUGCUGCAGUUCUGGCAUGGUCACUGCUGCCACGGUUAGAUUCUUUCAGUGCCAUGGUAACAGGCUGUACAGCGGUGUUCCUCAGCAUUGUUAGUACCAUGGCAACAGACUGUAUAGCUGUGUUCCUCAGCAUUGUUAGUACCAUGGCAACAGGAUGUACAGCUGUGUUCUUCAGCAUUGUUAGUACCAUGGCAACAUGUUGUACAACUGUGUCCUUCAGCAUGGUUCGUACCAUGGCAACAGACUGUACAGUGGUGUUCUUGAGCAUUGUUAGUACCAUGGCAACAGACUGUACAGCGGUGUUCUUGAGCAUGGUGAGUUUACCAUACGGGACUUUCAUACUUGAUAGAUUGUAGGAUGAGAAUACUGCACAAAACUAUAUGAACGUUCGUGCUAGUACUUGAUUCGAUGAUAAUAAUAAUCCUCUUGACACUAUCACGUUGAUUGUUUCCACCAGUAUAUCUACUCUCCAA
Molecule: messenger RNA, 5280 nt
Organism: Sycon ciliatum
Lineage: Eukaryota; Metazoa; Porifera; Calcarea; Leucosolenida; Sycettidae
Exons: 10
Coding region: 1010-4807 (1265 amino acids)
Source: RefSeq, a predicted model, not a curated record